UAUCUAGCAUAAAAUGAAACGCAUUUUCAUCUGUCACUGUCAAACGUGAAACGAUCAGCCGAUUGCUCUUGUCGUUUUCGAAGUUUUCUUGGAGGUUGUAAUUACAUAAUUUCAAUAGCAGAAUGGCUGGAGCAGAAAAUGUCGAUGAUUCCCAAUUAAAAGGACUUUCCAAAUACUUUAACAGUACCACAAACAAAGGCAGAGCAAACUCUGCGAAGGCAACCUAUGCAGUCUUUGGUGUCAUCGCAUUAUACUUUGCAUUGAAGCCAAAAGCAAAAAAAUAAAACAAUGUUAAAGUUAUUACUCCAUUUUUAUUUAAGCAGUUUCUUUAAGAGCAAUGUUUAAUUGUCUAGUGUGAAUAAAUAAAUAAUCAUGUGAAAUAGC
Pararge aegeria (speckled wood butterfly) is the source of this 384-nucleotide messenger RNA. It is a transcript of the gene Neb-cGP, whose product is annotated as ATP synthase membrane subunit DAPIT, mitochondrial. NCBI's taxonomy places the organism in Eukaryota, Metazoa, Arthropoda, Insecta, Lepidoptera, Nymphalidae. The record is from RefSeq and is a predicted model, not a curated record. The transcript has 3 exons. The coding region runs from base 123 to 284 and encodes 53 amino acids.